GCCCGCCCACCCUCUCCUUCCUGCCCUUACAGACAGGUUCUCUCCCUCUUGCCCUUCUCCACAUGUUCUCUCCCUCCUGCCCUCUGUCCGCAGGUUUGCUCGCUCAUGUCGUUACCCUGGAUGCCCCUGCCAGCCUACCCUGUUCCUCGUGCCCCUAUCCACACGUUCUCUCCAUCCUUUCAUUGACCUCGAGAUCUCUCCCUCAUAUCCAUUACGAAACCUCGCGCGACCGGAUGUGCAUCGAUGCGCCUGAUGCGGGCAUUGACUUCUACACGACCUUCUACCUCCGCAUGGUGGACCUUCACACGGUUUUGGUGAUGGAGGGCUACGACGUGUCUUUCGUGGCUGUUCAGGAGGCAAUGACCGACAACAACUACAACGAUAAGUUCAAGCGUGUAUGGACGCAGUGGAAGAACGAGCGGGGGUUCCUGAUCAAGAGGCGGGUGUUGACGGAGCUAGGGGUGAAGGUCAAGUGGGCGAGGGGCUCCAAGAUCCAUGUGGACCUUGAUGACAAGAUGGCCCUCUGGCAUGACUUCAAGCCUCGAAGGAGGUUUGGGCAGUUGGUGAGCACCUGGGGCUCGGCGAAGCCACCCCCAGGGGUGCACUCCGGGCAGCCUUUUGCCAACAAGAUCUUCUUUCAGGCGGCGUUCGAUGCGUUUCAGCAGUGGGCUGUAGCGGGGAAGCUCUGUCUGAAGGCGUAUCACAUUGCCUGGAUUAUCAUGGUGGUAUGUGCAGGGGUGGCAUCACCACACCGUUCAGGGCAGGGGACGGAUACAACUGGGACGGAAGUGGAGCCAAUACUGGCGUGUGCUGGGUUCAUAACCAUGGGGUGUUUGCAGAUGCAUGAUGUGGCAGCGUCGUUUGAGGGGUGGGGUGCUGGCAGCGAAAUGAUGUGAAACAGUGGGUAUUGAUAAAGCCGCUCACAGCAGCGGCAAGAACUGGAAGUUGUGGUUGGGAGCAUUUGUGAUAUGAGGCACCGGCAGCAGCGCAUGAGUGGGUUCGGCAUCAGGCUGUGGUGGGGGGGGGGGAGUUAAAGGGUUGAGGCAACAGCGGGCGCGAGGAAUGGAUAUGAGCAUCAGCUUGGGGAGGGGGGGGAUAGGGGACUGGGGGAUGAGGCACAGGUGGCAGCAGCAAGGGAGGGGUCUCAGCAGCAGCCUGUGGUGGGGGGAGAGGGGAUUCGGGGAAUGAGGCACAGGUGGCAGCAGCAAGGCAGGGGUCUCAGCCGCAGCCUAGGGU
Molecule: messenger RNA, 1236 nt
Organism: Closterium sp. NIES-67
Lineage: Eukaryota; Viridiplantae; Streptophyta; Zygnematophyceae; Desmidiales; Closteriaceae
Source: the annotation of a GenBank genome assembly